Messenger RNA from Phyllostomus discolor (pale spear-nosed bat), 3601 nucleotides. It is a transcript of the gene DSC3, whose product is annotated as desmocollin 3. Lineage: Eukaryota; Metazoa; Chordata; Mammalia; Chiroptera; Phyllostomidae. Gene Ontology annotation, biological process: homophilic cell-cell adhesion. Gene Ontology annotation, molecular function: calcium ion binding; gamma-catenin binding. The record is from RefSeq and is a predicted model, not a curated record. Gene Ontology annotation, cellular component: desmosome; plasma membrane.
CCGGGGGUUAGAGGAGGGGCGUGGGAGAGCCAGCAGGGACCCGCUCGUGGGACCGCUUCCCCGAGAAGCGAUCGCUUGGCGCUGCCACUGGGAAGCGGAUGAGCAGGCUCAGGCACCUCCCCGAGGCUCCUGCAGUGAUAAAACUUGAGAAAUAACAAGGAGGGGCGACUCGGCGUCUCCUGGGUCCAAUCCCAUCUCACAAACUAGCAGGCUCCCAGGAAAUUAAGGCUGAGAGAGGCUGAGGUGACCGACGUACCUCCUGCACUGCUGCACCUUCCCGGGCUCUGGCUCUCGGCUUUCCAACCCGCGCUGGGAUGGCAGGCGCGGGAUCCCUGAGCUCCCUGCGCGGAGCCCUCUGCAGCCUGCUGCUGACCCUCGUGGUCUUCAGUUUUGCUUGUGAAGCCUGCCAAAAGGUGAUAUUUAAUAUACCUUCUAAACUAGAGGCAGACAAAAUGGUUGGCAGAGUUAAUUUGCAAGAGUGCCUCAUGUCUGCAGACCUCAUCCAGUCAAGUGACCCUGAUUUCAAAGUUCUAGGUGACGGGUCAGUAUACACAGCCAGCGCUGUCAUGUUAUCUGAUGAGAAAAGGUCAUUCACCAUUCGGCUUUCUGACACGAGGAAACAGACCCAGAAGGAGAUUCCUGUGCUCCUGGAACAUCAGAAGGUACCGAGGAAGAGACACACUAGAGAAACGGUUCUCCGGCGUUCCAAGAGGAGAUGGGCACCUAUUCCCUGCUCAAUGCAAGAGAAUUCCUUGGGCCCUUUCCCUUUGUUUCUGCAACAAGUUCAGUCUGAUGCAGCACAGAACUAUACCGUCUUCUAUUCAAUAAGUGGACGUGGAGUUGACCAAGAACCUUUAAAUUUGUUUUUCAUAGAAAAAGACACUGGAAAUCUGUAUUGUACUAAGGCCGUGGAUCGUGAAGAAUAUGAUGUUUUUGAUUUGAUUGCCUAUGCGACAACUGCAGAUGGGUAUUCAGCAGACUUACCUCUUCCCCUGCCCAUCAGAGUGGAGGAUGAAAAUGACAACCACCCUAUUUUCACAGAACAAAUUUAUAAUUUUGAAAUUCCAGAAAGUAGUAGACUUGGUACCACAGUGGGGGUGGUGUGUGCCACGGACAAAGAUGAACCAGACACGAUGCACACGCGCCUGAAGUACAGCAUUUUGGAGCAGACGCCCAGGUCGCCCGGGCUCUUUUCCAUGCAUCCUACCUCAGGCACAAUCACCAUGGUCUCUCAGUAUUUGGACAGAGAGGUUGUAGACAAGUACAAAUUGAUACUUAAAGUGCAAGACAUGGAUGGUCAAUUUUUUGGAUUGAUGACUACAUCGACUUGUCUUAUAACAGUAACAGAUUCAAAUGACAAUGCACCUACUUUCUUGCAAAAUGUCUAUGCAGUAUCGGUAGAAGAAAACACAUACAAUGUGGAAAUCUUACGACUACCUAUACAAGAUAAGGAUUUAAUUAAGAGUGCCAAUUGGAGAGCCAAUUUUACCAUUUUAAAGGGCAAUGAAAAUGGACAUUUCAAAAUCAGUACAGAUGAAAAAACUAAUGAAGGCGUUCUGUGUAUUGUAAAGCCACUGAAUUAUGAAGAAACCCCACAAGUGGUCCUGGAAAUUGGAGUAAGCAAUGAAGCUCCUUUUACUAAAGAUAUUUCCCUCAGGGAAACCACAAACAGAGCUUUGGUUACAGUUCAAGUGAAGGACCAGGAUGAAGGGCCCGAGUGCAGCCCGGCAGCCCAAUAUGUACGGAUCAGAGAGAAUUCAGCCAAGGGGACCAGCACCAGUGGCUAUAGGGCAUAUGACCCUGAAACUAAAAGUAGCACUGGUAUCAGGUACAAAAAACUGCAUGAUCCUGAACAAUGGAUCACCAUUGAUGAAAACUCAGGGUCAAUCAGAACUUCCAAAGUUCUGGACAGGGAGGCUGCAACUCCCAGAAAGGACUUAUAUAAUGUUACGGUCAUGGCAAUAGACACAGAUGGUAGAUCGUGUACUGGAACGCUUGUAGUUAACAUUGAAGAUGUGAAUGAUAAUCCACCAGAAUUGCUUCAAAAUGAUGUAGUAAUUUGCAAACCAAAGAUGGAAUAUACUGACAUUUCAGCUUUUGAUCCUGAUGACUCUAUCCAUGGUCCUCCAUUUAAGUUUAGCUUGGCAAACCCUUCUUCAGAAAUCAGCAGAAUAUGGGCCCUCUCCACAGUUAAUGAUACAGCUGCCCGUCUUUCAUAUAACAAAAAUGCUGCAGUUGACGUAUAUUAUAUUCCUAUUACUGUAAGAGACAGAGAAGGUCAGUCUGCAACAAAAACCUUGACAGUUAAUCUGUGUGCUUGCACUCAUCCAAGUCAAUGUGCGAAGACUCAAAGAAGUGCAGGAGUAUCACUUGGGAAAUGGGCGAUCCUGGCUAUACUACUGGGUAUAGCGCUACUUUUCUCUGUAUUGCUAACUUUAGUGUGUGGAAUUGUUGGUGCCAGAAAAAAAGGUUUUCCGGAAGAUUUGGCACAGCAAAUAAUUAUAUCAAACACAGAAGCACCUGGAGAUGAUAAGGUGUGUUCUGCUAAUGGGUUUACCACCCAGACAGUCAACAACUCUAACCAUGGCCUUUGUGGUACUAUGGGGUCAGGAGUCAAAAACGGAGGGCUGGAAGCCAUUGAAAUGGUGAAAGGAGGACACCACACCUUAGAAUCAGGCCGGAGUCACCAUCACACCCUGGAUUCCUGCAGGGGAGGACACAUGGAAAUGGAAAACUCCAGACAUACCUACUCAGAGUGGCAUAAUUUCACUCAGCCUCAUCUUCAUGAAAAAUUGCACCAAUAUAAUAAGAACGAAGACCACCUCUCAUCUAAAGAUUAUGUCCUUACAUAUAACUAUGAAGGAAGAGGAUCUCCAGUUGGUUCUGUAGGUUGCUGCAGUGAAAAACAGGAAGAAGAAGGUCUUGACUUUUUAAAUAAUUUGGAAAGCUAAAUUUACUACAUUAGCAGAACAUGCACAAAAGAUAAAUAUUACAGUGCUACAAUUAGACAUGAUUUUGUCUAACAUUUCUGGAUAAUUCCAAAAGGGUUACUGUAAAAUUUGAUUUCAGUUUCUAAUCUGAAUCUAUAUCUGAAUUCAUAUCUGGGCUGAAAUUCUGUUCUAGUUCCAGGUUUAGAUUUAAGUUGGAUAGGGUUAUUUCAAAUACUAUGGCCAUUUUUUUGGAUUUUGUUAGCUCUAAAAUAUUAGUAGUACUUAGUCAGUAGCCCCUAUGAUUUCCAGAAUUUUGUUUUCUUCUGGUUAGCAGUAAGAUAAUGAAGAGCAGUCUUAUCUGCUUGAUUGCCUUAAUAAAGUUUCUCAAAAAUACAUAGCCACAACUUUAAACUAUGCUAGGAAAGUGCAAACCAAGAAAUUAUUAGUUGUAUGCUUUGAAGGUGUUUUUUUAUGGUUUAUAAAAGAUUAUUAUGAGGAAUGUGACUUCCUUUAUUCUCAAGAAACACAACUAUGUUCACCAUACAGAGAGGUAUUACCAUAUUUUAGUGGAAAAUGCUAAACAUCUUUUAUUGAGAUCAUAAUCUGUAAUCUUACCAUUUUUGCCCCCUGAGGUUCAAGACUACUAUCAAGGACUCUUACUUGCCAGGAAU